GCAUGCAACGCAACCAGGGGCAAGUCAGUAGGAUCGUGCAUGGCCAUGGAUUUGAAGUAUGUGCAUUCCUUGAAUAUUUUUUAGAAUUGAUCAUGCUUUUGUUAUGUUUGGCAUGUGUCGAAGCAUCAGAAACAAUGUCCUCAACUCUACAGGGUGAUAAAAACCUGCAAACCUUUGAAGUACAGAACUAAUUAUCCCAAGCAUGCGUAAAUAUAAUAGUUGACCCAUUCGCAGCAGUGGCGUAGGGCUCAUUGGGUAGGGCUAGUUAUAAAAGGAAGGUCCCCGACAGUUAGAGGCCCCAUCACCCACGGCCUAUCGGCCAGAAAAUUAGAAAAUGUAAAAAAUGCAGGUUAAGAAUCAAUGGGGAAAUGCAAAAAUUAAUAUAAAUGCUAAAUAAUAAAGCCUCCAUCGACAACGGUAGCUGAUUUUUUAAUUCCAUCUCAAAUAAAACAAAUGUUAUUCUUAUUAGUUGUUACAUGUGUUGGAAACUGUUAUUGUUAUAGACAUGGAAUUUUCCAGAACAUUUUAUAAAUAUUCAAUAUAAAUAUAAUAUCUCAGUCAAACAAUGACAACAGGGGCGCCCACACCAAAUAUGCCUAAGCGCCCCCUGUUCCUCCAUUACGCCACUGAUUCGCAGUCGAACUGAUAAUUAGUUUUCUUCAUUACCAAUAGUUUUGUGUUAUUCUAACUUCUAUCAACGCGGUUAAUAAGAAUUAUUUUCAAAUUCCAGGAGCAAAAUAAGUAGCACAGACAUUGAAAUGUUAGUAAGCAGCAUUAUCUCAUAGCUAUAGCGUAUUAGCGGCUUUCCUUUUGGCUACGAAGAGGUGCGUUCAAUCUCGAACCCACCUGCUGACGUAUGUUUAGGACGUGGGUUCGAGAUCGAUGUUUUUGCUGGCGGCCAUUUUAAUAUGGCGCGAUUUCAACAAAUUUCUGACGAAGAUUUGAGAACAAGACAAGAGAGCCUUAAAAACAACAAUACAACAAAAAAUGAAAAAAAAAGCAGAAGGCAUAUUCAGGGAAUAUUUAAUUCAAAUUGGAGAGGAAGACAACUUCUACGAAUUCAGCGAAGAAAAACUCGACAAGCACCUUGCAAAAUUCUGGUUCGCUGCGAGGACUAAAGAUGGACACAAAUAUAACGUAGAAAGUCUUCAAACAAUUCGCUACAGUCUAAACAGAGCGCUGAAAAGUUUGGGACAUAAAUUUAACAUUACAAAGAGAGAAUGUACCGCUUUCACCUCGAGUAUUAAAGCGUACGAAGACGCAUUAACCAAAGAGCUGAAGUAAAAAGGAAAAGGUUUCACGAAGAACCAUAAAGCUAUUAACACAGCAGGUAAAAAUAAGUUAUUGUAACCCGUCAUAGUGUCCGUCAUACUAAAUUAAUUUAAUACCACAUUUUGUUGUUUUCAGACUUGUUUGAUAUAUACCAUAGUCGAUACUUAGAUCCAGACAUUGGACCAAGACACCUACAAAAGAAAGUCCAGUUUGACAUCAGGUACUAUUUUUCCCGUCGUGGAGCAGAAAAUAUGCAUAAAAUGACGAAAACAACCUUUUCAGUCAAACGAUGAAGUAUGUGAUAAGAGCUAAAGAUGAAGUAACAAAGAAUCAUAAAGCGAAUGAAAAUGAUAUUGUCACUGGUUACAUGCCCUUCAUGGUUGAUAAGAAAUAUUGCCCUGUACGAAGCUUCAUUAUGUAUACAGAAGCCCUUCAUCCUACUUCUGAAAAACUCUGGCAAACUCCUAAGUUCAACUUAUUUCCUACUGAUGGCCAAAAGGUUUGGUAUGGUCCCGGCAAUGUUGGGCACAAUUCUCUUGAUAGCUUCAUGUCAAAAUUAGCCAAAAGUUGUGGAUUCGCACAAAAAGGUUACACCAACCAUAGCCUAAGAGAUUUUGGGAUAACAACAUGUAGCGUAACAACUACAACGACAAGCAAAUAAUGUCCAUAACUGGCCAUCGAAGUAGCGCAAGUUUGACUAUCUACCAAAAAGUGGCUUCAGAUAAAAAACUCCGAAUGGGAUGCACACUUGGUUAUGUCCUCACUGGUGAUUCAAGCUGUCUAACCAAACAAGAUGAAAUUUCCCGUAAGCCAAUUUGAGAAUCAAACAACCUCAGAAAAUUCAGAUUUGGUACAAAUGUCAUCCCAAACCACAUCCAGAAACAACAACCACCAAUUCUUGAGCAGACAAGUGAUGAAAAAAAACCUUCCCAUCGAUCCCAAUCUUUUCUAAUUGUAAAAUUGAGGGUGGCAUUACAAUAAACAUUUGCAAAAGCUAAAAAAUAUUCUUUAAAAUUGUUGAACACUUGUUGAAUUGAUGACAUUUUUAAACUUGAUGUUAUUAUUGUAUAUCUUGUUGUUACAACAAUUUGAAUUUAAGUAUUUGGUGCAUGCCUUUUUGUUCCCUGGAUUCCAGAGCCUUCGACAGUAAAUAAUAAAUUGAACUUAGUACAGAUUCUGUACUAAAACCACUAAUUCUGUUUUGUGAUUGGCACGGUUUAAUCAAAGAAUCUCCCCGUUGAACCAGAGCCUUCGCGACGUUUCAAUUUAUUAUUUACUGUCGAAGGCUCUGGAAUCCAGGGUAGCCUUUUUGUGACUAUUGAAACAACUUUAUUCAAAGAACUUAUAAAUUUAAUCAAAUAUUUAUUAUAAUUGUUGCAGAUUAUAAAACUGUAAUUGCAUGUUUUUAAUAUUGAAAUGAAUUUAAUAAUUAAAAUAUAAAUUGUUAUAUAUUUCUUAAUUUGUUUGAUGAAAAUGGAAUAUUGUGUAUUCAAUGUGGAGGAGAAUAAAGAUGGCCGCCGAAAUUUUUCGGCACCGGCAGGUUUGUAUAAAUCUUGGCAAUGUCUUCGCAGAAUGUAUUCAUUAUCUCUUUUUAGAAAUAAGGGAAUGUUGUAGGGAAUUUUUUUCACUUCAAUUUAAGCCUAAGUUUGUUUGUUUGCGUAGUAUGUUAGCGGCUAAAAUGUUCGUUAUCCAAACAAGAAAUUAUAUACUAAAAUGCGUCAAUUUGGUACUUUUUACCGAAAUGGCAUGUGAUAAAAACCAAACAUACUUGCAGGUAAGGUGAGUCCGGGAUUGGACGCACCGAGGGUGGCUGGAAGUUUCCCGUUAUAAAAUUAUGCAAAUUAUAGUGUUUGCAGGUUUUUUGAUACACCCUGUAGUUUUCGAAGUAACGUGGCUUUAAUUUGACGUCCUUGUAUACAAGUUUUGCUCCAUGACCAUGUUGUUCGGUAUUCAGUUCUUGAACGACAUCGCUUCAGUAAAAUCAAAAGGAAGGCAAUUGCGAAUAAGUAUAUUCAAGCGAAGUAAAAUAUCAGCUAAGCACUUUACUUUACUCUUUCUUUAGCCUGGUUCAAUAUGCCUGCGGUAUGCCUGCAUGUUAUAUCAUCGUUCACAGCUUUUCAUAGCAGCUGUUGAUGGCAGUAUGCAUACAUUCUUUUGUGAAAUACUCAAUAGCCUGUCCUCGAGCCACUGAUCUGAAAUAAAAGACUGGAUAAUGCAUCUAUAGUAUACAAAAGUGAAGCCGGAAGUCACCGGCCCAGAGGCGUAGCCAGGGCUGGGGCCGGGGGGCCCGGCCCCCCUGGCAAAAUUUGGGGCCCCCCUGGCAAAAUUUUGGGGGGCCCUGAUAAAAUGUAUUGUAUAAAAAAGGAAAUCCUUGAUUAUAUAGCUUCAUGCUGUCAAUAAUGCAAAAAUUCUGUAGAAUAUAUGCUUUGCUGGGCACCGGUGUAAAACCUAAAAUCACUUGUUCGCUUAUUUGUGGCACACAGCUUGAAACACAUACCUUUUCUAACCAUAAUUAUUUCAAUAUGCAUUAAAUAAGGGUUAGGUGAAGUUUAAACCAAUCUGUUUUUUUUUUACAAGUGAAUUUUUAAUGCGGGCUCCGCAGUGCGCCGUGGCCGGAGGGGAGUGGGGGGGGGGGGGGGGGAGACCCGUCGGGAAAUUAAAACCCGUCGGAAAAUUGUCAAUAUAGAGUUUGAGCAAGACAACGAAGUACGAAGACGAAGGCGUUCUUGCCAAUUUUUGCCGUCUGCACAUUAUCUUGCGCAUACUGAGUUGGACGUCACUGGUGGUUGCUCAACGUGUCUUCCCAUGUGUCGCUGUUUAUAAAUACUGACCCUAAUUCUUGCCCUGACCCAGAAAAAAACAGCGAGACAUGAAACUAUAUCCCGUCUUUGUCCUUUUGCCUUCGUUCGGAACGAAGUUCACAGCGAAUUUUGCCAAAAUUUUUGCGAAUUUUUUGUUGUGAACGAAGGCAGAAGAACGAAGACGAGAUAUGGAUUCAUGUCUCGCUGUUUUGUCUUGAGCAGGGUAAGGACUUGGGUCAGCAUUCAUAAACAGCUAGACAUAAAUCUCUAAUCUGUUUUCACGCCUGACCCUAAACUCAGAAUGCGUAAGAUAAUGUGCAAGACAGUCAACCACGGUCCACAUCGUCGUCGUCCGACUUCGUUCUCUUGCUCAAACUCUCUAAUGUUAGUCGGAAUCUUCGUGGUGAGAGGGUCCUGAAGGGGGGGUGGGGGGGGGGGUCCCAAUCCCAUUUCCCACCUGAAAUUUUGGCAAAAUCCCAGUUCCAGUUGGAUUUUUAUUAGAAAUCCCAGUCCGAGUUAUUGAAAUCCCAGUCAAUAAAAAACCCUUUAUUUAUCGGUCCGAUAAACAGUUUGAAGACUUUUAAGCCAUCGUGUGGGCAAGUGGGCACACUUUAUGAAAUUUGGGGGAGGGGUUGUGCCGAAGGCACGGAAAUUUUUAAAUUUAAAUCCCGGAAAUGGCAUUUGCAGCAUUCUGAGACACGCAUAAUCAGAAAACCCAGAAUUCCGGGCGCCAGAGUAUACCUGUUCGCAGGUAGUGCUGUCAGUAAUAUAGUUAACAACAAAAAUCAUGACCAAAGACACCAAAAAUGGAUCAAAAUUGUAUUUAAAAUACUUAAAACGUAGAAAAAUUGGGAAUCGACUCGCAUUACCUCAAUCCCAUUCCCAUUUUUGAGGACUUCAUUUCCCAUUCCCAGUGGCCAAAUCCCAGUCCCAGCAACCCAAAUCCCAUUUUCCCAGUCAAAAAUAGAUCAAUCCCAGUUCCCAUUUUACCCCUUCAAGACCCUCUGGUGAAGCAUCGGAAAAAGUGAUAUGGAAAUCGGGAAAAGUGCUACGAAAGCAAUUCUGCAAUUCUAAUGUUAUUGUCCAGAAAAAUUUUUUACUGAAAAAGAUGUCGACGGGAGGGGGGGGGGAGGGAGAUUUAAAAUGUUCUGUAGUCCGCAAAAAAUUUUUCUUGCGCGAACUUUGCGUCUCGAGUCACUGGCGGCUUGGCCCCACCUGAGUUUUUGCCGGCCCCCCCUGACCGAAAAUCCUGGCUACGCCUCUGCACCGGCCGCCACCCAAUUCUGGAGGCCCCACUUUUGUAUAGAUUUGUAUUACAGAUGGUAGUUUUUCGCGUUUUUUGGCUUGGCUACGAUUCUGAUCGGGCCAGUUUUACGAUCACAAAGAUAGAAGCAUACAAGAAGAAUGUUGAGCAAACAAUUUGGAGUAUUAUGGCUUCAUAACGCCGCGAAACGGGAUUUACAACUUUGAAGGAGUGGAGAGCCUCAGACUUUGUUUAUCAACACGAGCUCGCUUUGCUACUUUCAUACAAAAUCAACUCAACACAUACAAGAAUUACUGUUACUGGACGAAAAUUCUCAGGAAAUUUGAAGAAAUGAAGCAGCUACAUUGUGAACAAAAACUGAGGUUAGUUUUAAAACACCUUGAGGCUACUUUUAUAAUUCUAUGAAUUAAGGAACAAUUUUAAAUGCCAGUUUUGACUUGUCGAGAAGUGUUAUAUGUUUUAACUAAGUAGGAAGACAAGUGACAAUCAAAUAUUUUUUAAUCCAAGUUAACAAUGACUCAAUACAAUGUUAUUGAUGGGUUGUUAUUGAUGGGUUAAGAGAACAGGUUUGUUUAAUUUCUUUCUUAUAUAUAAUAAUUCCACAUGCAUGCGUCAUAUAUAAUUACCUAUGUAACUUCUUUGUGCUUUACUGUAUUCUGUAAUAAAAUAACAUCUCACAAUACAUUUGACCAGGCUGUGAAUGUAUUAAGGUGAACCACAUUCGCAACCUGGUCAAAUGUAUUGUGAGAUGUCUAUAUUGUAAAGUCAGGCUAUAUCAUCUUGGCAAGGAAGCUACACAAGAUGCCUGUGGAAACAUUUAUAUAAGGGAGAAAUUAAACAAACUUGUUCUCUUUUACCAUCGAUAAUACUAAUAAUAAUAACACAUCGUAUUGAAUCAUUGUUAACUUGGAUUAAAAAUAUUUGAUUGUCACUUGUGAAGCUACUUUAAAACAUAUAAAAGUUAAAACUUCUCGACAAGUCAAAAUUGGCAUUUAAAAUUGUUCCUUAAUUCAUAUAAUUAUAAAAGUAGCUUCAAGGUGUUUUAAAACUAACCUCAGUACGCUUUUGUUCACAAUGUAGCUGAUUCAUUUCUUCAAAUUUCCUGAGAAUAUUGGUCCAGUAAUUCUUGUAUAUUUUGAGUUGAUUUUGUAUGAAAGUAGCAAAACGAGCUCGUGUUGAUAAACAAAGUUUGAGGCUCUCCACUCCUUCAAAGUUGUAAUCCCGUUUCGCGGCGUUAUAAAGCCAUAAUACUCCAAAUUUUUGGCUCAAAAUUCUUCUUGUAUGCUUCUAUAUUUGUGACUGUAAAACUGGUCCGAUCAGAAAUGUAGCCAAGGCAAAAAACGCGAAAAACUAGCAUCUGUAAUACAAAUCUAUACAAAAGUGGGGCCCCAGAAUCAGGUGGCGACCGGUGACUUCCGGCUUCACUUUUGUAUACUAUAGAUGCGUUAUCCAGUUUUAUUCUAGAUCAGUGCCUCGAGCCCGUCGACACAUCGCAGGUGUAAGUGGUAUAUGUGAACCAGAAUUUUAUGUUUAUUUGCCAUUUAAAAGUCCGUGCUUUAUCAGAUAGAACACUGAGGGGGGGGGGGGCAAUUGCCCCCCAGGGAAAGAAUCCCCCCCCCCAGUAAAGCCAUUUCUGCCCCCGAAGUGCGAAGCGCAAUUGCUCAUGAUUGCUGUCAGAGUUGCAUGCAGUUGAUUUACUUGAUAAUGAGAUUAUAUGCCCUUCCAGUUCAUAUUGUUCUUCACCGAGUAUUUCAUAAUAGCGAUAGAUUUCAUGCAAACAAUCCGAUAAAAUGCUAGCCUUUCCAAGCCUUGCGACUAUUUCCUAGCUCUCUCCUCCGCAGAGGCGUUGUGUUUUGUUUUGGGAGGUUUUAUUGCAAAAUUUUUUUCUUAAAAAUAUCAAGUUAUAUUAAGAGCCCCCCCCCCCAAUCGCCACAAAAACCAUUCUCUCAGAAAGGCUAAAUCCGUAGAGAAAUUGGGGGGGUUACAUGCUUGAAGCUGAAACUGAUUAAGUACGUCUCGACUGAGGAAAAAGACGAUAUACUGGAGGAACUUGAUUGUGAAAUCUCGUUAAAGCAGUUGUAGAUAUGGUUCCAAGACGAAUAGAUUUAGUUUAGCUGUUAACUACAUGUAUGCAUCAUCAUAGCAUGAAUAUUUUUUCUCAGACUUAUUCUGUAUCGUAUGAAAAAGCAACACAAUUUUUAGAAUGCGGAAAUGGUGUCUCAUAGAACCUAUAUAAAAUGAUUUAAAUGCAACAUUUCUGAUCAAAAUCACAUUGGGAUCCCCCCCCUCCCCUUAUUGCUUCAUCUGAAAGAGCAUGAAAAAAUAAGCCGAUUGGCCGUUUAAUUCUCUAUUCUUUCUCAUCUAGUUCCGAAGUUAUACGCAAAAAUGUGAACAUAUAAAUUGCUGAUUCAGCACAACGUGUGACGUCAUUAGCUGGGUAAGUAUGUUUAUUGAAUACUACACUAAAGCAUAGCUCAGUUAUUAUGGGCCCAAAUCAAAUGAAAUUUUGCAUACUGAUUGUACAUGAUGAGACGCAUGGAAAAACACUUCUAAUUUUGUUGCCAAGGCAACAAUGUCGUUUCCAGGCCCCUUGCGCCAAUUUUAUGAAACAGCUUUAUUCAAGGUACUGAUAAAAAUAAAAUAAUAUCAGAAGUAUGUGUAUGAUACCUAUGCAUGCCAAAAGUUUACUUGCAUGAUAAUAAUUCGAAAAUGACAUACACAUAGACAAAUGCAACUAGUUAUUCAAAAUCAGUGUAAGAAGCCUGGGAACGACUGUGUUGCCUUGACAACGAAAUUAGAAGUAUUUUUCCCAUGCAUCUCAUCAUGUACUAUCUGUAUGCAAAAUUUCAUUUGAUUUGAGCCAAUAAUAACUCAGCUAUGCUUUAGUUUACUAUUCAAUAAACAUACUUACCCAGCUUAUGACGUCACAGAAUGUGCUGAAUCAGCAAUUUAUAAUUUGCACAUUUUUGCGUAUAACUUCGGAACCAGAUGAGAUAGAAUAGAGCAGUAAACGGCCAAUCGGCUUAUUUUUUCAUGCUCUUUCAGAUGAAGCAAUAAAAUCAAUAACAUUUUUUGUUUUAAAAUAUUCGGCUUUAGUUUUCUUAAAGGUAGGUUACAGUCCCUUCUGCGCAUGUCUGUGAUUGUUUUUGCCUGGGGACUCCACCGGAAGUUGGGCAUCUCCGUUUAUACUCGGUCCAGUCUCAUUUCUGGCAAUAACACGCGCGUUGUUUUUUUCGCAAGCGAAGGAGUGAAGCUAGAAGUUUCCAAAAUAUAUUGAGCUUUUUUGAGCGACAAUCCUUCAAAUAACGAGUUUUUGAGGCAACAUGACGAGUAGGAAAGAAUACCACGCUAGCAGGGAUGCUUACAAUGUGUAUCAAAGUGUAUUUAUUUUAUUGUGUUCCUCGAUGGAGAGCGUCCCAUUUCUGUUUUCGUUUCCCCAUGAACCUACAUCCUCUGAUCCUCAAGCUUCUACUAAAGGUUUUCAAGAAAAGAAUCCAAGAAGGUUGGACAUUUCACCCAACAUAGCUGCUAUUCACUCCCAUCACUGGCCUUCACUGUGGACACUUCAGUGAAAUCGCUUGUUGAAGCCCAUCAAUCGAGGUUUUAAUGACUAUAAAAUUCUCUUUAUUUGCUAUUUUAAAUUUUAAUUAUACACUAUAGUUAUACAUACGAACUGUUCUAUCUCUUUUAUUUACAAACUGAAACCCAUAUAAUUAAGGCCUAAAGAUAUGAUACUCUUGAGUAGGAGUUGUCAAUGAAAAAGUGUUAAUGAGCAAUUUUGAGUCAACAUGUUUUGGAUGGCUGUUUAUAUAGUGUUUAUUGUCAGAAUGAUAAAUGAUAUAAAUUAAUAUACUUGACCGUGCUUUACUGUCUUUGACUGUCUUCUCAUGGACAAAUUGUGCUCACUUAAUAGAAACACAUAAAAAGUUUCUCUGAUCAAAGUAUAUUUUAAUCAAAGCAGCUUACAGCCCUCGAAAACGAGGUCGGCAUUCGGCAAUGCCGACCUAAAUGCCAACCUAUCAACCUCCCAGGCCGGCAAAUUUUUGCUGACGUUAAUUCAGCAAAAGUAAGAAUUUUUUUGUGCUGAUAGCUGUUAAAAAGUCAGCGAUUAUAAAAUUUGAUUCGUAGUUCGAUAACUAAACGCACUUUGGUGUAAGUUUUAAAAAUUGACUUUUAAAAAUUAAAUUAAAUUAGCUCAGGUAACCGGGCUGGCUCGCCUCCAUAUAAACACCGCCUAAGACAUUUAGUUUAUAAAACAUUUUGAUCACAGAAACUUAUAUGAUGUAAACAAACUCAAUUAAUAAUUACUAGUAUAUUUUUUCACCCUAAUUGUGACUAAAAGCUUGCAUAAAGAACUUACAAUUUAAGAACCUGUCAGGCUAAAAAUUUUUAUUUAGACACCCUAAAUAAGAAUUUGUUUAGGCUAGCAAUUCAGGUUUUUAUUUUAUCACAUGAAGACAAAUCAAAUCGAAAAAUGUAUAUAAAUCAAAGAAAAUAAACUCUUCACAAAGUCAAAGUAAUGAAAAUGAUCCAGAACACUGAAAAUGUCAUUGAGAUAAAUAAAGUGUUUGCAGCUUUACAGUAUAGCUUUACCGCGGCAUAGCUAUUCGUUAGAUAAUUUGUGCGCAAUUUAUAUAUUUGUAUAUACAUGUAAAUUAUACCUCGAAUACCAAAAAUGAGUCCUUUUCUUUAAGAAUUUAACCUAAUUUCCAAGCUCUAAUGAUCAUGCAUUCACUACAUGUAUUGUCCAAGGUGGGAUCUGGGGGUUUGAAAUCCGAGCUUUCUUUCUCCUAGAUGGAUUACCUCCUACACAAAGCAAUCUGAAACACAAGCCACUUCAUAUUGUACUAUCCCAUAUAUAGGUAUAUAUUGUCAGAACAAGCUGCCAUGCCCAUGGCCUGUUUUGUGACAUGAAAUCAGACAACACAGUAAAACCCUAGACUAGACAGUAAAACCCUAAGAACCUAGAUUUUUUCCAAGUUAGCCUAAACAGGUUCUUAUGUGAAUGGUGCUUACCUGAAUUUAUGUCACAAACUGUAAUUAUAUUUAGUAUAUUCAGUACUUUCAGGAGGGAAGCACAAGCACUUGAGUCAUAUUCAUGCCUAUCCCCUUGGAUAUAUGUGUUUUAAUAAUAAUUGUUUAUAAAUUAUUUGUAUUAUCAUAUAACCCAAUAAAUCUGUUAAGAAAAAGAAAGACUGAUUCGUUGAUGUAAAUAAAAAUUUCAUCAGUGUUUCCUGAGCAUUCUGAUGAGCUCUGAUAUACAGCGAAACAAGCAUAUAUUUAGCAAUUGUCCUCUGUCUUGAAGAGACAUGAUGAACUAACGUGAUCACUAGAUUGACAAGAAUUGUUCAAGUUAAUAUUGCUAUUAGAUCAUUCAGUGUCGCAAGAAUAUCAUCAUUUAGUGUCAAUAUGAGAGUAAUAUCAAUGAAUUCAUACUUCCAGUUCAUAAUUUCAAAACAUACAUAUUUAUAACACAACUAAAAACUUGAAUAUAAUCUUAGCGUCUCGUACUCUCGUCACUGUCAAUCUAUUGAACUCUGUUGUUUAUAACGAAAUCAUCUCCAUAGCGCGCACGAGCUUGAACAAAUAAAGCUGUAUAUCCAUCUUUUGCACGGUCAAAAAUUUCGCCCUUGGCUUUGCCACGAAGACAGGAACUGCAACCACAUUCUCAAUCACACUUGUUUCGAAUUUCGUCAAGCGAAAAGCUUUACCCAAGGCCAAGCGCUUCUGUCAUAAUGACAACAACAACACUGGCAACAUGUUUCGAGGGAUUGAUACCGCAUUAAAUAUUUUUAUGAUGAGACACUCCAAAGGUAAACACAAAUUAUUCGAACUCACACCUUCGGGAUUUCGGUUCGCCGCCCCAGCUGUUGAUAUAGCAAGUUCCACAACGUUCAAAGCGGCCUCUUUAUAACUUCAUUCACGAUGUUUACAGUUAAACAGUUACAUAUUACAUACAUAAACAGUUAUAUUGUGUACAAAAAUUUCCAGUGUAGAAAUGUACAAGAAAUGAAGCGAAGUAUUGUCAAACAUUGCACUUCUCGGUCACAAAUUAUGUGGAAUGUUACUUUGAACUCGUCAUAUACUUCAUCUUAUAUAAUUAAUGUGGAUCAAAACAAAAAACGUAAACAAAGCCCGCGCAUGCGCAGGAGGAACUGUAACCUACCUUUAAUCAAUUUAUUUAGCUCAUUGCGCUGUUUUUUAUAAGCGUCAUAAUAAUGUUUAAAUUUUGUUUGAACAACCGUUUUCUUAAGAUAGUCCCUAUGGCGCAUUGUUUGUCUUAUACGUUUUGUAACCCAGGGAGAGUUUACACUUCUUACUUUCCUAGUUUCUUGUUGUGCGUGUGUAUCUGCGACUAGUGAAAAUCUAUAUCUUCCAUUCUGACCACAUGUCGUUAGGAUCUUGGAUAAUAGAUAUUAAAUUUACUAAGCAUGCUGCCAAAUCCGAUCUAAAAGCACUAACAUUGUAGUGUAUUAUAGUGGCUUUUUCUAAUUAAUUUUGGUUCAGGUCGUGGUAUGGAAAUUUUUCUUUGUAUUAAUAUUAAGCUAUGAUCACUUAUUCCGAUAUGGAUUACGCCAGAAUGAAUUAUUAGUUCCGUUUUAUUUGUAAAAGCCAAUCGAUUUUUGUUUCUGAAUUGAUAGUUACUCGCGUGGUUUGAUCUAUCAUUUGUUCGAAUUGAUACGUUUGAGUAAUUUCGUGCAAUUUAUUAGUUUGCGGUUUGACUUUAUUCGACUUAACGCCUGUCCAAUCGCAGUUGAAGUCUCCAAUCAAGAUUGUUUCUUUGUUUUCGUAGUCAAGUUUCUCGAUUAAUUUUUCAUAAGUAUUUAAUAAUUCGACUGUUGAAUCUGGAGGUCUGUAUACACAAUUAAUAAUAAAUGGUUUUGAUUUUGGCUUAGAGAUCUCAACCGUGAUUGUUUCUAAGCCUUCUGUGUCAAACUCAGCCCUUAUCAUGUAAUUGAUUCUACUUCGAACAUAAAUAGCUACCCCACCACCAUUACGAUUUCUAUCUUUUCUCACAAUGUCAUAGCCUUCAAUAUUAACUUCAUGAUCAUUAAUUGUUUCGUCCAGUAAUGUUUCAUUAAGACAAAUUAUGUCGAAUUAUUUUUCUUUAAGAAAGUUCGAUCAUAUAACACCUGUUUUGUAAGUAAAUAGUACCAGUAAAUAGUACUUUGAAUAUUAUGGACGCUGUAAUAAUUUCUAAAUGUCUAAAAGACUUAGCCCCAACAUACUUAUCAGAAAAGUUUAAACAACGAUUAUAGUUACAUAACUGUAACACUAGAAGUAAUAUUUCAAAUCCGAUUAUGAGGACAGGACUAGAUUUCAAGUCCGCACAAUUUGAUAAAUCACUACUUAAUUAAUUUUGAUCCAGUCCUAGGACUGGAUCAAUGUACUUCAUCAGGUAUCCAGUAUUAUCAUGUGAGCAAGAUAAAGCAAUAUGGUUGGCUAAUUUACUCAUGAAUUAUUAAUGAGUUUGACAUGUAAAGAUACGUUACAAACUCCGUUUUAUCAUAAUGCCUCUGGCCAACGUAGAUUUAUAUACAGAGCCGUAAAAAUUUGGAACGAUCUACAUGACACCAUAAAGUGUAUUGACUCUGUGACUAGCUAGUGUUAAAUUAGCAUAUAAGAGGAUUCUUAACAAGUUUGUAACUUAUAGAUUUUCAGUAGUUAUACAGUAGUUUAACAUUGUAAUAGAUGCAUGUUAAUUUUUUAGAUUUUUUAUCUAUAAAUUAGUAUGUACUUGAUUAAUUCUGAAAAUAAUAGUAAUAAUAAUAAUAAUAACAAUAAUAAUAAUAAUAAUAAUAAUAAUAAUAAUAAUAAUAUAAUAAUAAUAAUAAUAAUCAUUUAUUUAAGUUACACACCGCAUGAAAGUCUCAUGGCCACCCCAAAUUAAACUUUUUGUGUAGAGUUUCAGGUACAUAUGUAACAUGCAUUGAAAUACUAGAUAUAUCGACUGGUUUAAAGAAGGCUUUCAAUGUUGAGCUUCCAAUGUCGAGUUUUCAGUGGUAAAAGUAGUUUCGAAAACGUGCAAUUAUGAUAAAUUAGAUAGAAAAUACAUUAUAUGCACUGUUAUUUUUGCGAAAAAUUUAAUUUUAGCAUUUGAAACGGGAAGUGGCUGCUUUUCUUUCUUCACGUGAAACGUUAGUUAUAUACUUAUUACCAUAUUGUAUACAUAAUUUAGCAUGACAACAAUAACUUAGCCAAGGCCAAAUAAUAUAAUAUAUAGUUAAAGCCCACGGGGCAUUCCAUGUACUUUUUACAUAUAAUGACUAACGAAAACAAGAACAAAAUAAAAUAAAUUUCAACAAUUUAAAGUAUCGUAGCAAAUAGUAGUAGCAAAUAGCAUUUUAAUUAUUUCAAAAACAUUGGGUAAGAAAUUAAUUGGUAAAAAACUUUCCAUGUACUGUAUCUCUUACUCCCUAAAUUUGGCCUGCUACUAACUUUAUUAUUAAGAGCAUUAAUUUAACUAUAACAAAGUUGUGAACUAUAAACUGCAAAUAUUGAUCAGUUUAUAUCUUGUCAUUACGGUGCAAUAUUUACUGGUAAAACGUUUCAUGUGUCUCUUAUGACUUUAACUAGCCCUAAAUAGAGCCCGCUAACUACUUCACUUGUAAGUGAAGAGUCAGCAAGUAUAACAGCGUCUGUUCUCAAAUUCGUCCACCAAAACCUGCUAAAAAAUUGCUACAAAAACUUUGCGAGUCGCGCUAUUUUCCACGAGUUGCGCCAUGUUUUACGAGUCGCGCCAUUUUUAUAAGUUGCGCCAUUUAGUCACGCGUCGCGCUAUUUAAGCUGGUUUUCCUCUUGCGAAUUUUUUCUCGCAAAGCGUGUUUUUUCGUGCGAAAAUUGUUGCGCGAAAGGUGGUUUGAUUUCCACGAGAGAUCGAAAAAUAGAGAAACGAGAAAAUCGCGCCAAAUAUCAUAUUCAAAACAAAAUGGCGGCAUUGAAUCGUAGAAGACUUUUGUUGAUAUGAAAUAACCUAUUAAGGUUGUUGUUGUAUCAAUUACGGAUUAGAUACUCUAGUACCAUUGAAGGCUGUGAAGAUUUAUCAAAAUUUUCAACCCUGGAUGAACUGCAACUUGAAACGUUUGAUUAAAAGGAGCCUUUGGCAAAACUAACAUACAUAUAGGUUGUACGUUGGGGAGCCAAUGUACACUAUUAACAUAACUGAAUAUUCUUUCGCUAACGUUAAGUUGUGUAUGUCAACUAUUGAGUCAUCAUAACCCUAGUAUGGGUUCCCUAGCAUUAAAGCACCAGUAUGUUUUUCGGACUCAUGGAAUGAACAUCAAGACAAGCGCAUUAGCUCAAAAAGUGAUAUUUCUUUUUCCAAUUUUCAGGUGGUAUAUUAUCUACUUCUCUACUUUUCGAUAUGAACAUUGGCAUCCACCAACAAAGGUAAAAGAUAUAGACCAUCUAAAAACUUUCAAUUAUAUAAUUAACCCCCAAGCUCCUUAAUUAACAGAUAGAGGUUGCAAACUAUGCAGUCAAAUAGUUUUUAUAUAUGUUUGUUUCAGAUCGAUCAAGAAAAAAAGGGUUAUUAAUUAAAAAGGUAAUUUAAUGGCUUCCAAAAAGACCACAGCUAAAUACGAAAAGCGUUUACAAACUUGUAUUUCAAAUCGUGAUCCGUUGGGAAUAGCAAAGUACAGCAAUAAAUUGGGUGAUUCGUACGCUACUUUAGGAGAGAAUAAAAUGGCCAUUCAGAAUUAUGAGAAAAGUUUACAAAUUUACACCGAAAUUGGACAUUGGUCAGAAAUGUUAGAAAGCAAUACAAAGUUAGGCAAUACAUAUUUUAAUCUGGAACAAUACGAGGAAGCUAUAACAUAUUACAAAACGAGUUUAGAAAUAAGCACUAGAAUUGGUGCUGGGCUAGAAGUAGCAAAUACCAAUUUCAGAUUGGGCGGUGCAUAUAGAUGCAAAGGAAGUUAUAAAGAAGCUAUUACCCAUGGCGAAAAAGGUUUAGAAAUAAGCACCGCGAUUGGCGAUCUGCCAGGAAUAGCAAGUAGCAAUUGCAGUUUGGGCAAUACCUAUCAAUGUUUAGGAGAAUAUCAGAAGGCUAUUGAUUAUUACAAAAUAGGUUUAGAAAUAAGCACUGCUAUUGGCGAUCGGUCAGGAAUAGCAAGUAAUAAUGGCAAUCUGGGCAAUGCCUAUCUCGAUUUAGCAGAAUACCAGAACGCCAUUAACUAUUACAGAAAAGCUUUAGAAAUAAGCACUGCGAUUGGCGAUCGGUCAGAAAUAGCAAGUAACAAUAGCCAUUUGGGCAAUGCCUAUCGACAUUUAGGAAAAUAUGAGAAGGCCAUCGAGUAUUCCAAAAAAGGUUUAGAAAUAAGCACUCAAAUUGGCAAUCGGUCAGGAAUAGCAACUAGCUAUGGAAAUUUGGGCAAUGCCUAUCUCUGUUUAGAAGAAUAUCAGAACGCCAUUGAUUAUUACAAAAAAAGUUUAGAAAUAAGCAGCGCAAUUGGCGAUCGAUCAAGAAUAGCAACUAGCAAUGGAAAUUUGGGCAAUGCCUAUCUCAGUCUAGGAGAAUAUCACAAGGCCAUUGAAUAUUGCAAAAAAGGUUUAGAAAUAAGCACUGCAAUUGGCAAUCUGUCAGGAAUUGCAACUAUCAAUGGAAAUUUGGGCAAUGCCUAUCUUAGUUUAGGAGAAUAUCAGAAGGCCAUUGACUGUUGCAAAACAGCUUUGGAAAUAAGCACCGCUGUUGGCGAUCGGUCAGGAAUAGCAAGUAACAAUGCUAAUUUGGGCACUGCGUAUCGAUGUUUAAGAGAAUAUCAGAAGGCCAUUGACCAUUACAAAAAAAGUUUAGAAAAAAGCACUGCGAUUGACGAUCGGUCAGGAAUAGCAAGUAACAAUGGCAAUUUGGGCAAAGCCUAUCAAUGUUUAGGAGAAUAUCAGAAAGCCAUUGACUAUUACAAAAAAGGUUUAGAAGUAAGCACUGCUAUUGGCGAUCGGUCAGGAAUAGCAACUAACAAUGGAAAUUUGGGCAAUGCCUAUCUCAGUCUAGGAGAAUACCAGAAGGCCAUUGAUUAUUGCAAAAAAGGUUUAGAAAUAAGCACUGCAAUUGGCGAUCAGUCAGGAAUAGCAAAAAUCAAUGGCUAUUUGGGCAAUGCCUAUCUCAGUUUAGGAGAAUAUCAGAAGGCCAUUGAUUAUUGCAAAAAAGGUUUAGAAAUAAGCACUGCUAUUGGCGAUCGGUCAGCAAUAGCAAGUAUAUGUGGCAAUUUGGGCAAUGCCUAUUUCAUUUUAGGAGAAUAUCAAAAGGCCAUUGACCAUUACAAAAAAGAUUUAGAAAUAAGCAUGGCUAUUGGCGAUCGGUCAGGAAUAGCAAGUAACAAUGGAAAUUUGGGCAAUGCCUAUUUCAGUCUAAGAGAAUAUCAGAAGGCCAUUGACUAUUACAAAAAAGGUUUAGAAAUAAGUACUGCAAUUGGCGAUCGGUCAGGAAUGGCAAAAAACAAUGGCUAUUUGGGCAAUGCCUAUCUCAGUUUAGGAGAAUAUAAAAAGGCCAUUGAUUAUUUCUUAAAAGGUUUAGAAAUAAGCACUGGUAUUGGCGAUCGGUCACGAAUGGCAAGUAACUAUAGCAAUUUAGGCAAUGCUUAUCAAUGUUUAGGAGAAUAUCAGAAGGCCAUUGACUAUUCCAAAAAAGGGCUAGAAAUAAGCACUGCUAUUGGCGAACGGUUGGGAAUAGCAAAUAACAUUGGCACUUUAGGCAAUGCUUAUCAUAGUUUAGGAAAAUAUGAGAAGGCCAUUGACUGUUACAAAAAAGGUUUGGAAGUAAGCACUGCUAUUGGCGAUCGACCAGUAAUAGCAAGUUACAACUGCAUGUUGGGCAAUACCUAUCAAUGUUCUGGGGAAUAUCACAAGGCUAUUGACUGUUACAAAAAAAGUUUAGAUAUAAGCUCUGCUGUUGGCGAUCGGUCAGGAAUAGCAAGUAACAAUGGCUAUUUGGGCAAUGCCUAUCUCAGUUUAGGCGAAUAUCAGAAGGCUAUUGACUGUUACAAAAAAAGUUUAGAUAUAAGCACUGCUAUUGGCGAUCAGUCAGGACUAGCAAGUAACAAUGCCAGUUUGGGCAAUGCCUAUCAAUGUUUAGGAAAAUAUCAGAACGCUAUUGACUAUUACAAAAAAAGUUUAGAAAUAGCCACUGCUAUUGGCGAUCAGUCAGGAAUAGCAAGUAACAAUGGCAAUAUGGGCAAAGCCUAUAUUAGUUUAGGAGAACAUCAGAAGGCCAUUGACUGUUGCAAAACAGGUUUAGAAAUAAGCACUGCUAUUGGCGAUCGGUCUGGAAUAGCAAGUGACAACUGCAAUUUGGGCAAUGCAUAUCAAUAUUUAGGAGAAUAUCAGAAAGCCAUUUACUAUUACGACAAAAGUUUAGAAAUAAGCACUGCUAUUGGCGAUCGGGCAGGAAUAGCAAUUAACAAUGGCAAUCUGGGCAAUGCCUAUCGCAGUUUAGGAGAAUAUGAGAAGACCAUUCACUAUUCCAAAAAAGGUUUAGAAGUAAGCACUGCCAUUGGCGAUCUGUCAGGAAUAGCAAGUAACAGUGGCAAUUUGGGCAAUGCCUAUCUCUGUUUAGGAGAGUUUCAGAAGGCCAUUGAUCUUUACAAAAAAUCUUUAGAAAUAAACACUUCUAUUGGCGAUCGGUCAGGAAUAGCAAAGAACAAUGGCAAUUUAGGCAAUGCUUAUCACAGUUUAGGAGAAUAUCAGAAGGCCGUUAACUAUUUCAAAAAAAGCUUGGAAAUAAGCACUGCUAUUGUUGAUCGGUCAGGAAUAGCAAGUACCAAUGGAAAUUUGGGCAAUGUUUAUCUCAGUCUAGGAGAAUAUCAGAAGGCCAUUGACUAUUACAAAAAAGGUUUAGAAAUAAGCACUGCUAUUGGCGAACGGUCAGGAAUAGCAAAUAACAAUGGCAAUUUGGGCAAUGCCUAUCGAUAUUUAGGAGAAUAUCAGAAGGCCAUUGAGUAUUACAAAAAAGGUUUAGAAGUAAGCACUGCUAUUGGCGAUCAGUUAGGAAUAGCAACUACCAAUGGAAAUUUGGGCAAUGCCUAUCUCAGUCUAGGAGAAUAUCAGAGCGCCAUUGGCUAUUACAAAAAAGGUUUAGAAAUAAGCACUGCAAUUGGCGAUCAGUCAGGAAUGGCAAGUACCAAUGGAAAUUUGGGCAAUGCCUAUUUCAGUCUAGGAGAAUAUCAGAAGGCCAUUGAUUAUUGCACAAAAGGUUUAGAAAUAAGCACUGCAAUUGGCGAUAUGUCAGGAAUAGCAAGUAUCAGUGGAAAUUUGGGCAACGCCUAUCUUAGUUUAGGAGAAUAUCGAAAGGCUAUUGACUAUUACAAAAAAGGUUUAAAAAUAAGCACUGCUAUUGAUGAGCGGUCACAAAUAGGAAGUAACAAUGGCAAUUUAGGCAAUGCCUAUCGAUGUUUGGGAGAAUAUCAGAAGGCCAUUGACUAUUCCAAAAAAGGUUUAGAAAUUAGCACUGCUAUUGGCGAUCGGUCAGGAAUAGCAAGCAACAAUGGCAAUUUGGGCAACGCCUUUCUUAGUUUAGGAGAUUAUCGAAAGGCUAUUGACUAUUACAAAAGUGGUUUAGAAAUAAGCACUGCUAUUCACGAUUUGUCAGGAAUAGCAAGAUACAAUGGAAAUUUGGGCAAUGCCUGCCGUUGUUUAGGAGAAUAUCAGAAGGCCAUUGACUAUUACAAUAAAUGUUUAGAAAUAAGCACAGCUAUUGGCGAACGGUUGGGAAUGGCAAGUAACAAUAGCAAUUUGGGAACUGCCUAUCUCAGUUUGGGAGAAUACGAGAAAGCUAUUAACUGUUUCAAAAAAGGUUUAGAAAUAAGCACUGCUAUUGGCGAUCAGUCAGGAAUAGCAAGUGACAAUUGCAAUUUGGGCAAUGCCUAUCGAUGUUUAGGAAAAUAUCAAAAAGCCAUUGACCAUUACAAAAAAGGCUUAGAAAUAAGCACUGCUAUUGGCGAUCGGUCAGGAAUAGCAAGUAACAAUGGCAACUUGGGCAUUGCCUAUCUCAGUUUAGGAGAAUAUCGAAAGGCUAUUGACUAUUACAAAAGUGGUUUAGAAAUAAGCACUGCUAUUGGCGAUCGGUCAGGAAUAGCACGUAAUAACAGCAAUUUAGGCAACGCCUAUCUCAGGUUAGGAGAGUAUGAGAAGGCCAUUGACUAUUUCAAAAAAGGUUUAGAAAUAAGCACUGCUAUUGGCGAUCGGUCAGCAAUAACAAGUAACAAUGGCAGUUUAGGCAAUGCCUAUCUCAGUUUCGGAGAAUAUCAGAAGGCUAUUGAAUAUUACGAUAAGGGUUUGGAAAUAAGCAUUGCUAUUGGCGAUCGAUCAGGAAUAGCUAGUAACAAUGGCAAUUUGGGGAAUGCUUAUGUUGGCUUCGGAGAAUAUCAGAAGGCCAUUAACUAUUACAAAAAUGGUUUGGAAGAAAGCACUGCUAUUGGCGAUCGGUCAGGAAUAGCAAGUAACAACAGCAAUUUAGCCAAUGCCUAUCUCAGAUUAGGAGAAUAUCAGAAAGCCAUCGACUAUUACAAAAAUGGUUUAGAAAUAAGCACUGCUGUUGGCGAUCGGUCAGCAAUAGCAAGUAACAUCAGCAAUUUGGGAAAUGCUUAUCUCAAGUUAGAAGAAUAUCAGCAAGCUAUUGACUAUUAUGAAAAAGGUUUAGAAAAAAGCAUUGCUAUUGGAGAUCGGUCAGGAAUAGCAAGUAACAAUGGGAAUUUAGGCAAUGGCUAUCUUGGUUUAGCAGAAUAUGACAAGGCAAUUGACUACUACAAAAAAGGUUUAGAAAUAAGCACUGCUAUUGGCGAUCAAUCAGGAAUAGCAACCCACAAUGGGAAUUUGGGCAAUGCCUAUUUCGGUUUAGCAGAAUAUCAGAAGGCAAUUAACCAUUACGAAAAAGGUUUAGAAAUAAGCACUGGUAUCAGCGAUCGUUCAGCAAAAGCAAGUAACCUUAGCUAUUUAGGAAAUGCACACCGAUGUCUUGGAGAAUAUGAAGUUGCAACAUUAGAUUUAGUGAAGUCAAUUAAAUCCUUCGAUAAAAUCUUUUUAGAUUUGGUUCCGGAUGAAAAUAAGCUAUCGUUCACGAAGCUAUAUUUUUAUGCUCAUAUUGUUUUAAUGAGUUGUUUUCUUUCAUUGGAACGUAAUGAAUCCGCAUUAUUGGUCAUUGACCUUGGAAGGGCUAAAGAGCUUCAUUGCUGCGUUGAAAAACAGAAGAAUUUGAUGAACAAGAAAAGGUUCCAUUAUGCCCGUGCGAUAUGGAGGAGUAUCAAGGUCAAAGAAGAGCGAAAAGAAAUUGAAGAAAUGCAAAAAAUUUUCCAUCUUGGGAAAAAUUAUGCCUCAAUUUUACUAUUUGCUUUCAAUUUGGAAGGUUCUCUUAAUGUUUGGGUUUUAAAUGAUAAAAUUAUCUUUAGAAAAUUUGAUGCAUGUUUGGAAACAUUGGAGUGUCUAAUUAUGGAACUUCUUCGUAGGGCAGAAGUUAGUGUUGAUCGGAAUUCUUCGUUUUGCAAGUCCGGCUCGGUUGUAGAUAUUGCUAAUCAAAAAAUUUUUCCAUUCAGAAAACCAAACGGAAAGCCACUCUCUAAAAAUGCGCUUAAAAAUAUUGCUUGGUAUAGUGACUUGAGUAAUCGAGAAAUAUUGGAAGUAUUGUUCAAACUUUUAGUUAAUCCCGUGAAAGAUUUCUUUAAAGGCAAUAAGCUCAUUGUUGUUCCUGACCCUCACUUGUUUUUUACACCAUUUUCAGCAUUAAUUGACGAAAAUGGCUCUUAUUUAUCGAACAGUUACAGCAUUCAAAUUACACCUUCAUUGCAUACCCUAAUGUGUACCAUGAAACAAUCCUGUAACUCAGAUUUUGGUUUUGCGUUGUUUGUUGGUAAUCCAACUGUUGGAAAAGUUUCUUUAAACGGAAAAGAUUUUGAACCGCGUGGUCUUCCUAGUGCCGCUGAAGAAGUGAAAUGUCUCUCAAAGCUUUUCCAAGCAACCCCUUUAUUAGGACCCGCUGCAAAAAAGAAUGUAGUAUUGCCGCUUCUAAAACGAGCUAGCAUAAUCCAUAUCGCAGCCCAUGGCGAACCAGAUCGAGGUGAAAUAAUGCUUGCGCCAACCUCUUCCGGGGUGCAACCAUGUUUGACUGUUCCCAAGCCAGAGUCAUAUCUUCUCACACAGCGGGAUAUUCUAAAUAUGUCUGUGAAAGCUCGCUUGGUAGUUUUAUGCUGUUGCCAUACUGGGCAAGGUGAAAUAACUACGGAAGGUGUCAUAGGUAUAACUCGAGCAUUUCUUGCAGCUGGAGCGCGCUGUGUUCUUGCCACUCUAUGGCCCAUCGACGAUAAUGCCACAAAGGAGUUUAUGGAAAAAUUCUAUAGCGAACUUUGCAAAGAAACAUCGGUUUGUGAAGCUUUAAGAAGAACAAUGAACCUGUUUCAGAAACACGAAAUAGAAGCUUACCAAUCCAGUAGAAUCUGGGGUCCAUUUACCGUCUAUGGAGAGGACGUGAAGUUCCAUAAGAAUGAGAUUGAGAAAGUCAGAGAAAAAUCUCGUGAGAUGUUUUCGGAUUUUGUAGUUCUUUAAUUUAAGAAUCCUUUUAAUUUUUAGCAUGCAUAAUCUGUACCUUUAAAAUGUCAUUUUUCUUUUUAGUUGUAUUCCAAGCGUAAGCUAGUAUAUCAUUACCAGAAAGUAGAAUGGACUACUGACUAAAAAUGCUCUUAUUAUAGCCUUUUUCUGCACUUUAAAUUGUUCCAAGCGAUUAAAAUUGACAAACAAUGUAUCGAAUUCCAUUUUGAAAUUAUAUUUGACUUUCUUCAAGAUAACGUUUGGUUUGAUUAGAGUGGUUAUCGGUUGUUGAUGGGUGGAAACGUUUUUAUCGCAAUCAUUCCACGUUUCUGCAAUUGUUAUUUUGGCGAAAAAUAGUAAAAGAAAUAUUAUUUUUUUAAAUUGCAUCGCCUGGGUUGUGUGCUUCAUGUUGGUUGAGAUGAGAUUCGGGGAAAACAAACACCGUGAAAUUGGAAAAGUUGUUGGUUCACGAAAAACAGUAAAAGAUGUAUAGUUAGCUUUAGAUUUUUAAAGUUGUGUUCUUGUUUGUGAAACAGGAGUUUUGUUGUGCUAAACUAACCAAGUUGCGGCAAUUGAUACUUUUAAAGAAAUGGGUGAAGAAACUGUUGUAACUGAGAAAGUGUUGUUAAAAAUUAUGUGUGAUUUGCGCAGGGCAAAAUCUAAUUUUGCGAUAGUUGCUUGCUUAUGUAGUUUGUGUAGUGUUUAUAUUAGAAGAAAUACGGUUAGCUUUGAGUCUGUACCUUGUUUAUUGUUGAAAGGAAAGUACGAACUUGUAAUGGUUGGGUAUCCAGGUUUCCGUAGCAGAAGCAGAAAUGUAAAAAAAAUGUAUAAAAAAGGUAAUCCAAAUUUGGCAUGUUAUUGUUACAUGACUUUUGGCUGUCAUUUGACACCUUUUUGUUUCACUGUGUUAAAAAAUGCCAAAUACGAUCCGAUUUAAAGUGCUUAGUCGAACUCCCACUUUUCCACCACUGCGAAUUUGAGCAAAUUUGAACAAAUGUUGCUCGCCUAUUUAUAGAAAAUAUUUUCCAUGACCAUGAAAACUUAAAAAAUACUUAAACCACCAAAUUUCAUUGUUAAACAGAGUUGAGAUUUAAUAGGAUUUGGUGAACAACUCACUCUUUAAGCCAUCUUGGUUCAAAUUUUUAAAUUUGAAUCUGAAAUGAUAAUAAUUUUAAUACUCAGACAAUAGCUCGACUAAUUCUACUUGGUUGCUUUCAAUCUCAUUGAUGCCAAAACUGUGUGAUUUAAUUUAUCAACUCAAGGCCUGAUUGAAAGUCAAUUAGUUUAUAUUGUAAUAUCUAGGGCGCGAUAACAUGUCAACUUAGCCUUGGGUUUGUGGCUUAGAGUUGUGGUCCAAAUUGCCAUAGUUGUAGCUUCAUGAAAACACAGUGGGAAGAAUAGAGUUUAGCUUUGUUUAACAAAUGUCGAAAGUUGAUCAUGUAAAAAACAUUUAAUCAAUGAUUGUCUAUGUAAGUGAAGCUCUUUGAUAGGCAUAAAAGGAUGAUGAUUGUUUAGUUAACCUAAAGUUCUGGUCAAUAUCUGGCUUGUGGUAAGUAUGCAUUAUUGUCACCCAUUCUGAUAUUAAAAUAGAUUCCACUGUUCAGGCCAGACAAUAACUUGUUUAUUAUUUCAAAUGAUUUGAUGUAUGUACAUGCAUGAGCAGUCACAUGCCCUAUCGAUUCAUUGGAAAAAAAAUGUUAUAUAAACAAUAACUCACAAUUUAUCGAUUAAGUUCUAUUUACUGUUCACCAAAAGCUUACGAUUACAUCUGUUGGCAAGUUUAAAUUCUUCCCUGUCUCCAAUAUUUCGCCACACAAGUCGGCCUAAAUUGACCGGAUUAAACAGUAGUUAUGAAAUACACAUUGAAAAAAUAUGCAGCCCUUUUAACAAUACUCUCUGUUUCCUUGAUACUCUUAUAGUUGUUAACUAUACACUGGAAAAAAUUUUGAAAAUCCAUAGAAGGUCAUAAAAUGGAAAUUGUAUGGAUCUUUAUUGGAAAUAGAAUCGAUUUUGGUUAUCCAUACAAUAGUUGCAUAUUUCCAUACUAUAGAUAUAGUAUGGGAAUAAUAUGGAUAUAUGCAUGGUGCAAUUGCAAAUUUCGUAGCAUGGAUUUCACAUUUUUUGUGAUAGUUUAUUGUAUGUCUGAUUUAUAUCUUAAUAUAAUUCUAAUAUAACAUUUUAGGUGUUUCUUAUUAUUCUAACUAACCAUAUACAUGUGUGUCUCAUUAUAUUUAACAAUUAUUCGCCGAAGGCGAAGUGAUUACCGGUGAAUAUUCACCGAGACGAAGUCGAGGUGAAUAUUUACCGUAAUCACUGAGCCUGAGGCGACUAAUUGUGUUAGUAUAAAUUUUUAAUGAAUAAAACAAAAUAUCCGAAUAUCAGUUUAAUUAAAUUUCAGAAAUAAAAUUGUUUUCCGCCUGUUCACUAACUAUAGUGUUGCAAUGUUUCUUGUACGCACACACUUUCAAAAUGGCUUCUUGUGUGACUUUAUUGCUUUAUUAUAAAGUUGUUUUUCUUGAUUUCUGCUUGGAAUAUGAACACAAUAACAGAAUGACUCUUUCACCAGACUUAGAAUUAAAAAUAGUUUCUGUUUAGCAUUAAUUUCUUCAGGAAAUGGCUGAGGAAUUUAGUAAAAUGAAAUGUAAAACUAUAUCGUUCGAAAAAGUUUUAAUAAUAAGCAAUUAUUGGAUGAGGCUGAGCAUGAUAUCAAGAAUUAUUCAGACCGAGGUCAAUGUUAUCUGCCGAAGCGAAGCUGAGGCGGAUAACAUAGACCAAGGUCUGAAUAAUUCUUGAUAUCAUGCGAAAGCCGAAUCCAAUAAUUGUUUUAUUAUACAUUUAAAGACAUGAGAAACAUAUAAAACGAUUCCUGUUCAUGAGGUAGGAAAAGUACAAUUUGAAUAUCAAACACCUUGCACAAAGUCAAAGGUCAGCUAAAUAUUCUAUUUCUACUUCUAUUUACCCCUUUGUGGCUUUUUUCGUGCUUUCACUAUCCUUAUCUGCCAAUAAUUUGGAGAGUUCACUUUCAUUCAGCGAAGCAAAUCUGCUGUAGGCCAUUGUUUUUUUUUCGCGCGCUUAUACGCUCAAGCUUUUGGCCGCGCAAGGGUUUGGGCACGAGAGAGUCCAAUAAUUGUUUUUUUGGAUGCAAGUUCGAUCCAAAAAAACAAUUAUUGGACGCUGAUGACGUCAUCGGCGGAAAAUACGUAAUAAAUGCCGAAUACUGAAAAUUAGCCGGUGCUUUCUGACCAAUUAGAAACGAGAAUACAUAUUAAAUGUAUAAUAACACUUUUUAUUUACAAGUUUCGAUACAGCGGUCAAAACACCUUACAGCACAAUGAAAACAUGACAUAUCAAAAGAAAUAGUAUCGUACAAAUUGGGAAAUUUAUAGGAUACAAAACAAAGUUUUUUUAAAAAGAAUAUCAUGGCUUUUUUCAACAGUCGUGAUAGUUUUUGCUAAUUAUUAAUGUUUCGGAGUUUUAAAUAAGUUUUAAAUUGUCCGUGAAUAUGUUUGACACAGUAAAAUAAUAAAGAAGUCCUACCUUUCAAGUUAAAUACAACAUUUUGUGCUUUUUUUCGUUUUCUAGGACAAUUUUUUCAAUAUUUUGUCGAUUUUGAAACCAAAUUUGCCGAAUCGUUCUUUUUGAAAAGCAUUAUUUACAAGUCUGGUAGUAAAUGAUGCCUCAGAUUUACUAGUCAACUAGCCAAUCAGAACGCGCGAAAGCUAAUUUGAAAUGCAAAAAUUAUACUAAGUGUGUUUAAUUAAUGUUGAUGAUAUAACAAUAACAUUUGAUGGUUGCCUAUGUUAAAACUCGGUUGAUAGAAACAACAUUGCAACAUGCCUGAUGCAAGUUUCUUUGAAUUAAAGAAGUAUUUUUAAUGCAAAUGGUUUACAUUCGUUAUUUUCUUUUGGAUCAAGCUAACGACCUGCCUCCUCCGCAGACCCUCGUUGUGUCAUGGGAAGGUCACGAUUUCGAGAGGGUAUGCGGAAUCUUGUAAAAUGAAUAAAUUUUGUUUUGAACCUGCUUCGUUAAAGAAAGCAGUUUUAUUCGUGCAACGCUGGUGUGGACAACAAACCUUAUCGUUAAAAAAUGCUUCCUUCCACGUCCUAAGAGUCGCCAGUUUAAUUUACAACUUUCACGCCGCUUUUUAUAUCCUGUUUAUAUUCAAGAUGAUGUAGAAAUUUACUUGCUGACGUGACGCCGGCGCCAUUUUUUUUACAAGAUUCCGCAGGCCCUUGCCAGAUCAUGACCUUCCCAAGACGCAACUAGGGCCUGCGGAGGAGGCAGGCUAACGACUUGGAAUUUCUACUAGAUCUAAUUCCUCGAAAAAAUUAAACCAAAAAUUUGUAAGAGUUCCAAAUUUGGUGUUAAAUUCCUUAUGUAUUUGAUUCAUACGUGCACAACUAUGAAAUUGCAUCCAAUAACUCAGGCUAACGACUUAGUAAACAUUUCGUAGACGUAUUGGCUUUUGUCUUAUAAUCCGGAAAUAAUGAGUGACGUAAUUGUUUUAUAUAUACAGGGUGUAUAAAAAAAAGCGCAAUCCUCGACUGAAAUGUAAAUUGCUAAACAAAUAAUAGACGAAAACGUUAAAGUUUACAUUCAUUUUAAAGCGUAGCCAUUCAGCUUUCUAACAGUGGGUUGUUUCUUAAAUUUGACUCAUUGGUUCGCGGGUAAUAAUACUUUACGUUGUUGCGAUUGGAGAUUAAAAAAAUUGAGAUGGAAUAACAAAUCGUUCUCAUGAAAAUAACUGAUUUUUUCAUUAAAACAAAAAAAUGUUGCAUUUUAAUCAAUGGAUUGUAACAAUAAGUAUAAUUACGGCUUUUCUUCCACUAUUUUUAACACAGUUUGAAACUUCAAAUGCGAUAUAAUUUUGGCUUGGACCAUCUAAGCUGACUGACAUCAGCUUGCUAUAAUUUCUGUUUACAUUACAUCGCAAUUCGAUGACACUCUGGCUCAGACACCAGAAUGUUUUGAUUCUAUGAUUUUUAGCAUUCGUUUAGGAUUUUCAAACAACCUGGUCUCUUUUAAAAUACUUUUAAUUUGUUCGUACGUGGUUUUCCAGAUGUAGUGACGACAACAUUAAAGUUUAAAGAAGAAAAUUCUAACAUUUAAACCGACUAAACAAUAACAUAGUAAACUUGCAUAAUUAAACAGCAACUAAAAAUGAUAGGUUUUACUAAAUCUUUUCCUGUGCAAUUAUUACUAGCAUUGGAGACAAGGGUAAUAGUUUGUUUGAAAGAGAAAAGAACAAGCUUUGAAGUAAGCCUAAAAGCGUUUAACUAGAAAUAGUAUUUCGAAAGUUAUUAAGCACAAAAGAUGAAUUGCGUUUAUUUUGAUACACCCUGUAUAUAUAUACCGCUUUUUCUUAGCCAAGUUUCCGUAACCUUUCUUAAAAUUGUUUUUAAAUUAUUAUUAUAUACACAAGGUCUGGAUAUCAGGUACUCUAAAGUCUGAUUGGUUGUCUACUGGCAGGAUAUUAGCUCAUAUCCUGCUAGUAAAGAAAAACAAAAUGGCGGCUCAAACUGAAUUUCAGACGUUUGCGAAAGAGAAAAAGGCAAGUUGUUCGCGUUUAUAACCUUUACAUAAUUAAAAACACAAUGAAAAACUCUUACAAGUUAGCAAAUAAAUUUUUAAAAUUUAAAAUGGUUAAAAACAUAUAUUUUUGAAAAAAUAAUCGGCCGAAACAUAGGGAGCCCAAGCGUUGAUCUGUGUUAGUGUUGUAUGUUUUUCAGUUUAUUUAUUUUAGUGUCUUUACAUUGCCUUUUAAUUGAAUUAUAACACUAAAUUACACUAAUAUGUUAUAUAAUAAUAAUACUCCUAUAGUCGAACAUAUAAUAACAACAUAUAAGUUGAUUUGUAUUUGUAUGUUUUUCAGUUUAUUUAUUUAAGAUCUAUUAUUAGCUUAUAUAGAAGCACCGCCUUGCGAACCUGACAGCCCAUUCGCAGGAUACGCGCGUUAUUUCGCACUGAAAUAAGAAGUGUGACAAGGGAUGAAAUUACAAUACGGCGAUGUUGUAUUUUGACGCCGUACGUGCUUGUUAAAACGAAUUUUAGCUUGAAAUUCGGCCACAUGAUAUGUCUAAGGCUAAAGUACAUAGCCGUUGAAAAAAAUUGUGAAAUAAAAGCCCUAGAGUCUUAUAAAUUGCUAUAGUGUUUAAUAGCGACGUUUCGUAGCAUUAACGCCCCGACUUGACUGGACCUAAAUUAUUUAAUUUUAAAUUUUAAACAUUGAAAUCGUUACGAUCGACACAAAUUGGCUUCUCACCUCGAUUUGUAUUCGAGUUUGUUUCCUUGUUUAUAUCAUUGAUUCCCAAAGGUUGACGGCGUUAUUCGACACGACACUCAUUGCAUAAUUAUUGGUCCACUCCAGUCGGGGCGUUCAUAAUACGACAAACUUUAAGAGUUUCAUCCCUUGUCACGUAUUUAUAUUGUUGCCGCCCCCUAUUUCAAAUCCCGCGCGUAUCCUGCGAACGGGCUGUCAGGUUCGAAAGGCGGUGCUUUUAUAUAAGCUAAUAAUAGAUUUUAAACAAAUAAACUGAAAAACAUACAAAUACAAAUCAAUUUAUAUGUUGUUAUUAUAUGUCCGACUAUAGGAGUAUUAUUAUUAAAUGACAUAUUAGUGUAAUUUAGUGUUAUAAUCCAAUUAAAAGGCAAUUUUAAGACACUAAAAUAAAUAAACUGAAAAACAUACAACACUAACACAGAUCAACGCUUGGGCUUCCUAUGGCCGAAAGAGCGAAUAUAAAAACAUAAUAUACACCUUGUGUAUACAGGGUGUCCCAAAUGGAUGUCCCCUAUCAUAUUUUGUGGUACAACAUCAUUACGUACCUGUAAUCGAAUAUACAUUUUUUUUAUGAAUGGACAUAUUAGUUAACAUAUUGCAUUUUUUCGCACCAAAAUAUUUAACCGUUUGCCUUACGACACCAAUAUUGCCACUUGUCCAAAUUGUGGAUGUUAGGUUGAAACAUGUUACGGAACGUAAUAAAAUAUUUUAAUGGUAAAUGGCUACAUAUCUUUUCUAAAACUAGUAAUUAGUUGUAGCCAAAAUUGCGAAUAAAUUUUCUGUAAAAAUAAUGAAGCAAUCCCCAGAAAAGGGGAAAGACUAGUGCUGAAAUUCCAACAUUUGCCCUUUCAUGGAACAAAUUGAACGGAAAACAGCAAAUUUAAGGCAUUUUUCCGACCUUGGCUUUGCCUCUGUCAAUUUGCCAGGGAUUUUUCAUCUUUUUUUAAUAAUUUCUACAAGAAACAAAAGUUUAAUAAUAGAAAUAAAAACAUUUUGUUUUUGAGCAGAAAGGUGGGUAGAAACUUUAGAAAUCCUUCUACAAAGUUUGCAUUAUUUUUAACCUAAUUUCUGUAAUUUUGACGGGUUGCAAAAUUGGUGUUGCCACCUUAAUUAUCUCUAGAAGCCAAACGGUUAAGUCUUUUGGUGAGAUAAAUACUACGAUUAAUAUAAUAUGAUUGUUUUUCAACUCACUGCAAAAAAUUGAACCUUUGAUUAAAUAUAGCGAACUAUAAUUUGUUGUCUUAAAAUGUUCGUUUUAAUGUUUCCAUUUUUUGCGAGAAAUUGAAACAUUUUAAGAUAACAAAUUAAUUCGCUCUGCUAAAUAUUUGUAGUAUUGAGCACUCUAUUAUCUAUAACGAAAAACAAGACUGCCUGAGUUUACAGACAAUCUUCGGACAACUAAAGUUCUGUUGUCAACAAGUGUGACACAGAACAGUAUUGAGUUCUGCAUGUAUUUGUAAAAUAUAAAAUUGAACUGUAAGCAACAUUCUGCAACGUGAACAAGCAUUGAUGAGAGCAAAAAGUAUAUGGAGCCAGCGAUAUAGCAAGAACAGAACAUCUGUAAAUACUUUCACCGAAUCACUGUCUACAUGUAACACAAUCUUGAAUUAAAAACAGGGGGCAUUUGAACUUUUGGUGGUGAAAGCAUAUUUUUCCACCUUACAAUACUGUUGAGGAUCUUGCCUUGUAUUUGUGGAAAAUGACGUCAAAAUUCAACCACGAUUAAUUUCGCAACGUAGUGGAACACUGAUGAAAGCAAACAUUAUGAAUACUAUGAAUAGAGUGCCUACUUUUUCUCCUGCCUUAACAUGGAGGCGACAAAAAAUACGUAUUCGUUAUUCGUACAUAUGUAUCUGAGUGGACAAAGAUAUGAGGAAAAUGGAUUAAUGGCUAAUAUACUAGCUAUAAAGGUUAACACUUUCAGAUGACUGUCGCCAACGGAGUAUAAGCUAUCUAUCUGGUGUUUCAAAAAUCUUUACGUUCUUGUCGAGGGAACGAUUAAAUGUGAGUAACUGCUGUAUUCGUUGGAGAAAUAUAAACUGCCACAAGGAUCAAGUCUUGGUUCCUGAUUUACAAGUUCAACACACCAAAAGCAAAUCUUUACUUCCUGGAAAGAAUCAUAAGUUUAUAACGGCGUAA
Messenger RNA from Paramuricea clavata, 30268 nucleotides. NCBI's taxonomy places the organism in Eukaryota, Metazoa, Cnidaria, Anthozoa, Malacalcyonacea, Plexauridae. The record is from the annotation of a GenBank genome assembly.